Messenger RNA from Homo sapiens (human), 6401 nucleotides. RefSeq names its product EH domain containing 4 (gene EHD4). Gene Ontology annotation, molecular function: calcium ion binding; protein-macromolecule adaptor activity; GTP binding. The record is from RefSeq and is marked validated. Gene Ontology annotation, cellular component: perinuclear region of cytoplasm; early endosome membrane; adherens junction. Bases 64 to 1689 code for a protein of 541 amino acids. The transcript has 6 exons. Gene Ontology annotation, biological process: endocytic recycling; pinocytosis; regulation of endocytosis. Lineage: Eukaryota; Metazoa; Chordata; Mammalia; Primates; Hominidae.
AGUGCGAGCCGGGGAGAGUCGAACCCGGAGCAGGGUCCCAUCCGAGCGUGGACUGGCGGCAGGAUGUUCAGCUGGAUGGGGCGGCAGGCGGGCGGGCGCGAACGCGCUGGCGGCGCGGACGCGGUGCAGACGGUGACGGGCGGGCUGCGCUCGCUCUACCUGCGCAAGGUGCUGCCGCUGGAGGAGGCGUACCGCUUCCACGAGUUCCACUCGCCUGCGCUGGAGGACGCCGACUUCGAGAACAAGCCCAUGAUCCUGCUGGUGGGCCAGUACAGCACCGGCAAGACCACCUUCAUCAGAUACCUACUGGAGCAGGAUUUCCCAGGCAUGAGGAUUGGUCCGGAGCCCACCACAGACUCCUUCAUCGCCGUGAUGUAUGGAGAGACUGAGGGCAGCACCCCAGGGAAUGCUUUAGUCGUGGACCCCAAAAAGCCGUUUAGAAAGCUCAGUCGCUUUGGAAACGCUUUCCUGAAUCGAUUCAUGUGCUCACAGCUCCCCAAUCAGGUCCUGAAGAGCAUCAGCGUCAUCGACAGCCCCGGCAUCCUUUCUGGGGAGAAGCAGCGCAUCAGCCGAGGCUAUGACUUCUGCCAGGUCCUGCAGUGGUUUGCCGAGAGGGUGGACAGGAUCAUCCUGCUCUUUGACGCUCACAAGCUGGACAUCUCAGAUGAAUUCUCAGAGGCCAUCAAGGCCUUCCGGGGCCAGGACGACAAGAUCCGUGUCGUGCUGAACAAGGCCGACCAAGUGGACACGCAGCAGCUGAUGCGGGUCUACGGGGCCCUCAUGUGGUCCCUAGGCAAGGUCAUCAACACGCCCGAGGUACUGCGCGUCUACAUUGGCUCCUUCUGGGCGCAGCCCCUGCAGAACACGGACAACCGCCGGCUCUUCGAGGCUGAGGCCCAGGACCUCUUUAGAGACAUCCAGAGCCUCCCCCAGAAGGCAGCGGUGCGCAAGCUCAACGACCUCAUCAAGCGAGCGAGGCUGGCCAAGGUGCAUGCCUACAUCAUCAGCUACCUGAAGAAGGAGAUGCCAAGUGUAUUUGGAAAGGAAAACAAGAAGAGAGAGCUUAUCAGCAGGCUACCGGAAAUCUACAUUCAGCUACAGCGAGAAUACCAGAUUUCUGCAGGGGACUUCCCUGAGGUCAAGGCUAUGCAGGAACAGCUUGAGAACUAUGACUUCACCAAAUUCCACUCGCUGAAGCCCAAGCUGAUCGAGGCAGUGGACAACAUGCUGAGCAACAAGAUCUCGCCCCUCAUGAACCUCAUCAGCCAGGAGGAGACGAGCACGCCCACGCAGCUGGUGCAGGGCGGCGCCUUCGAUGGCACCACCGAGGGCCCCUUCAACCAGGGCUACGGGGAGGGUGCCAAGGAGGGCGCCGACGAGGAGGAGUGGGUCGUGGCCAAAGACAAGCCCGUCUACGACGAGCUCUUCUACACUCUGUCGCCCAUCAAUGGCAAGAUAUCAGGUGUCAACGCCAAGAAGGAGAUGGUGACCUCCAAGCUGCCCAACAGCGUCCUGGGCAAGAUCUGGAAGCUGGCCGACUGCGACUGCGACGGCAUGCUUGAUGAGGAGGAGUUCGCGCUGGCCAAGCACCUCAUCAAGAUCAAGCUCGACGGCUACGAGCUGCCCAGCAGCCUGCCCCCCCACCUCGUGCCCCCCUCGCACAGGAAGUCCCUGCCCAAGGCCGACUGAGGGGUGGGCUGCAGAACGGGGUGGGAACUGGGGGACCUGGGCCUCAGGCCUGCUCCACCACUGACUCACCGAAUGACCUUGGGCAAGGCACUGCCCUCUCUGUGCCUUGGUUUCCCCAUCUGUAGAAUGGGGAGGGUGGACACUGGAAACUAGAUGACUUCUUUCACCUCCAAAAUUCCCUUAGUUUCUAUGAAAAUAUUGGGGGUAGGGGGGUGGAUUAGGAGAUUGAAGGGUUGAGAAGAAAGAGAAAUUGUCCAAAGAGUCCUCAGAACCUGCCUGGAGAAAUGCGCAUGGGGGUGGGCCUGGUAAGUCCCAGGAACCACAGGAAGUGAGCUAAGGCUCACCCAGAGCAGCUGGGUCUCCAGGCUGCCUGGGCUUUUUGUCCUCAUGAACAACUCUGGAGCAGCUGUCUGUCCCUCAGAGGGCACCUGGAGGCAGCAAAGAUUAUCUUAUUUAUUUUAUUUUGUUUUCUGCUAUAUUUAGAGUGGCAAAAAAAUAGAGCAGAGGGUUUCUGCUGUCUCCAGACUGUCUACCAAAGAGAAGGCGACAGAUGCCUCCUGGGUUUGGAAGGGGGAUGCACUGUGGAUCUGCCAUCCAUUCUGCAGUCUCCAGCAGAGCAGGCAGUCAGGCCCCAGCGUGCCUCCAUCCCAGUGCCCCGAUGACCAUCUGGUCAGCCCUCCCAACCUCCCUUCCAGGGGGCUUACCAGCAAAGCCAUAUUCGGCUAGGAAUUUGGAAUUCACAACCUUUAUUAACCCCUGGCAAAACUUCCCGUUUGCAUGUCAAAUCACAUUGAAGCCUGAAAAUUAGCUUUUCUUACUGGUUUUUCCAAUAAGUAAUAGCAAAGCCCACUUAUCAUACUUAAACUACAGUAAAGAAAAGAGGUGGUUCUCUGCAGUGAUCGUUUAGUGUGGCCCUCAAACAUUAAAUAUCCCGAGGUCUCCUUGGUGGGUGGCAGGAUUUAAAUUCAAUCAAAUCCUGUCCUAGUGUGUGCAGUGUCUUCGGCCCUGUGGACACAGGUGAAUGAGGGACCAGCCCUGCCCUGGGCUGUUGAGAAGAGAUCAGUCCACCCAGAGUUAGACAUUGUUUUUGUAGAAAACAGGCAUUUAUUAUGUCUAGGGUUUUGUGUUUUUUUUUUUUCCUUACAGGAUAAAAGCCUUUAUACAGAAACAAAAUGGAACCUUUCAUAUAAAACCUUUUCUUUAAAGGCUGUGUGGUUCGUAUCAUGAAUGCCCAUCACGAGGCAGGAUUCGGGCACAUACCUGUACUUCUGCUCCAGAGUGUGCGCUCCCCAAAUCCCCUGAGUAAACCUCUCUGGACUGCUGCUCAGACACCUGCGUCAGGUGGAGGUGCCUCCCCCUCUGUGGGCACCAGCUUGGGGAGGUAGGUGACUUUUCCUUGCAAAUCUCCCUGCCUCAUCUCCAGAAAAUUGCAUACCUGCAUGGCCUCUCUGCAUUAUUUAUGCAGGAAGAGACACGAAACAGCAAUGGCCACAUGGUAUGGGGGCCUGCUGGCACCAGAAGUGAAUGAAAUCAGAACCGUCCCACUGAGUCUUCCAAAAGGCACAUAAUUUUUUUUUUCUGUCACCUGCCUUUGGUGACAGGGUCAAAGGCACAGAUUGAAGAGAAAAUCUUGAUUUGGGAGAAGCAUUUAUAUCCAGAUGCCUACCCUUACACUCCCUAGCUUACUUUCUACAUAAUUUAGUUUUAAGAGCAGGAAAUGCAUAACAUGGUUUUUAGUCUUAACAAGCACUUAAAUUCAUUAGACGCAUAGAAAAGAACCAUUUAUUAUUUUAUUAUUUUUAUUUUUAUUUUGAGAGGAAGUCUCUGUCACCCAGGCUGGAGUGCAGUGGCGCAAUCUCAGUUCACUGCAACCUCCGCCUCCCAGGUUCAAGUGAUUCCCCUGCCUCAGCCUCCCAAGUAGCUGGGACUACAGGCACCCGCCACCACGCCCGGCUAAUUUUUGUAUUUUAGUAGAGAUGGGGUUUUACCAUGUUGGUCAAUAUGGUCUCGAUCUCCUGACCUCGUGAUCUACCCACCUCGGCCUCCCAAAGUGCUGUAACCUAAGCAGACAGUUCUGUGAAUGCGUGAGGACCACCUGAAGUCUGCAGCCACGGUGGAGGUCACCAAAGGGUGAACUGAGAGAGAAGAGGGAAUUCACUUGCCCAAAGGUUUACAGAUGCCCAGGCAAACUGAUUUUUCCAUCCAGAAUUAUCUUGUUCUUUAACUCUCCUCAAUUGUCAUAUAUAAACAUGAAUUUAUAUACAUGUGUGUCACAUGAGUAUGUCGUUUUAAAACAACGUGUACAUAUGUAAGUUUUGUCUGGAUACAGAAAGCUGCUUUAGAGGGCAGCAGGUUGAGGUCUCUGAUUUCUCCGUGGAGGAAAACCUCUCAGGCACUGUGAUCUCCCUACCUCUGCGCUCUCAGGUGGGAGAGGCGUCAGGCAGCGGAGUCCUUUCCCUGCUGGCACCUGGUAAUGUUCUUGGAGAGAAAGGAAAAAAAAAGGAAAUCAUUUGGCCACUUUUCUUAAUAUCCUCUUACAUGCAGUCAUUCAUCAAGAAAAGUUGACUGGAAAAGAAAACACUAGAAAAUAUGAGGGAUGGCGACCAAGUGAGGACUUGUAUCUUCCCAGGACCAGUACAAAGUUCUGUGAAUGUGUCCACACCACCAGCUGUCUCCCUACCCCACACGGCAGGGCGGCAGGGCCGACCCUGGGGCCUGCUCACCAUCACCGUUGCCCUUCCUGCACCACCCCAAUUUUCAAAGAACCUCUUCCACAGAGUGUUUAUGUAUAGGAGAGAGGGUGGAAGUACCUAAACUCUAGAACUACAACAUCUAAGAAGCUGAGGCCCUGUUUUCUACACAGCAUAUGGUAUCGCAUAACACAAACCUUCCGGUCUUGAGUUUAAAGGGAAAAUGAAAACUCCAGCCUAUUGCUCCCACAGUCUGCUUCCAAGUUGUCAGCCUGCCAGUGAGGGUCUCCUGACCCCGUUUGUAGAGAAACACUGCACUAAGACUUGGGAAUCUCCCCAGCUCCCAGGGAGGGGUGGCACACAACAGCCUUCCAACCUGCUUCCGCCUCCUGCUCCAGCCCUGCAGCGUCUGUCAAUUCAUUUCUCAACUCACCGCACUUGGAUGGCCUGGGGGCAGGGUUGCUCUUCUGGGGGAGGGUCAUUCAUUCAGUUGGCUUUUGGCUUUCCUUUCUCCGGGCUGGGCCUGGUUCUCUUUUGAACACUUGUCGUGCUGCAGCAAGAGCAUCUUUGGAUUUGGGGCUGUGGAGCUGUGGUUCACCCGCGGGAGUCACAGCCGCGGCCUGGACCUUUCCACCUCGCACCCUCGCUCACCCUCCUUCAUGAUGCCUGGAGGAUGCCUGAGACAAUUGCCUUGAAGAUGAGGAAAGUGUUUCACUGUUUAUUUUCUCCAUGGGAUGUAGCAGGCAAGCAUGCUUAGGACAGAAAACCACUGAGUUUACUCAGGUAAAUGCGGGCCUAAUACAAGAGUAUUGGGUUCCAAUGUUGGUUAACCAAUGCAGUUAAUACGCAAUGCUUCUAUUUUUUUUCUUUUUGUAAUCUUAUUUAGAAGUUUCAAACAAAAAGACAUAGUCUGCUGAUCAAUAAACAUGGAGCUGCCCUCUCCCACUGGCUCAUUUUCCAGUGGCUGCGUGCUGGCCUCUCGGAGCAGAGUGUGGAUCCCUGGAUCCAGGUUGAACCGGGGGAGAAGAGUUAGGGAGAGGGUGUGCCUGUGAGCCCCAACUCUUCCUGUGGAGAGAAACCCAAAAUGCAGCCGCUUCAGAAGGAAAGCGGCCCCAUCAGGUGGGGACAGAAGAGGGUAGGCAGCAGAGGCCAGGUCUGUGGACAAAAGCCCCACUUCAGAGUGGUUGGAAGCCAGGACAGGAGGGACUCAUGGAGGUGACCGCUUCACAGGAGUCCUUUCUCCAGUCGUGCUAGGGAGGAGCCCCUGCCUGUCCAGCACUGCCCCUGCCUCUUGCUGUACCUUGCCAGUGUGCCCUCCCCCCGCCCACUACCAUAGUAGGCAUCUGGCUUUUCCCACCAACCCAUCUACCUUUUUGGUGGUCCAGACCUACAGUCUCCUUGCAGAGCACUCCUCCUCCCACCCUCACUUCAAGUGAGGUUUGGAUGAGAUUGACCACAUCCCCUUGGUCACAAAUAUUGGCUCAGGAAUGGACAUGUGGCCCUGUUCAAGCCUAUGAGAGCCAGGACCCCCAGACUUAUGUUAGAACUCUUGAGAGAGAUACUCUGUCUUCUCUGAACCUUGCAGUAUAUAGAAAUGAGCCUAUUGAUGCAACAAUAUAAAUGGCACUGAGAGGGGUGUCCAGAGCUGCUGGGGUCAGGGGAGGGAGGUCAGCCUGGCAGAAGCCAUCUUGUGGAGCAUGAAAAUGAAAGAGACCUUGAGAAAGGCCAGAGGAAUCCAGGCCUGUGGUGACAACAUUUGAGCUGCUGGAUCAAACCUCACCUGAAGUCCUUCCUAUUCCUACUAGAUAUUUUUUUCCACUGUGUGGGCCAAUGCAUUCCCUUUAUACUGUGUAAGCCAGGCAUGGUGGCUCACACCUAUAAUCCCAGCAAUGCAGGAGGCUGAAGUGGGAAGAUCGUUGAGGCCAGGAGUUCAAGACCAGCCUGGGCAACCUAAGAAGACCCUGUCUCUAAAAAAGAAUUAAAUAUAAAUAAAUAAAUAAUAAAAAUAUAAUGUUUAAACCA